AUGGCAGGACUUGGAUCAGCCUUCAUCCAGUCGGAGAGUAUAAUAGAAGUCCUGCGUUUUGGUGAUGGAGGGCUACUGCAGACUGAGACAACCCUUGGACUCGGUUCUUAUCAGCAGAAAAGUAUAUCUCUGUACCGGGGUAAUUGCAGACCUAUACGAUUUGAGCCACCAAUGCUUGAUUUCCAUGAACAACCAGUUGGAAUGCCAAAAAUGGAAAAAGUUUACUUACACAAUCCUAGCUCUGAAGAAACUAUUACUUUAAUAUCCAUUUCUGCUACAACGUCACAUUUUCAUGCAUCAUUUUUUCAAAGCAGGAAAAUUCUUCCAGGAGGAAAUACAUCAUUUGAUGUCGUUUUUCUUGCAAGAGUAGUGGGGAAUGUAGAAAACACUUUAUUUAUUAACACAUCUAAUCAUGGAGUAUUUACUUACCAGGUAUUUGGUGUUGGAGUUCCAAAUCCUUAUCGACUGAGGCCAUUUCUCGGGGCCAGAGUCCCUGUGAAUAGCAGUUUCUCCCCUAUAAUAAGCAUUCACAACCCUCACAGUGAGCCUUUACAGGUUGUAGAAAUGUACUCUAGUGGAGGAGACCUUCACCUUGAACUUCCAACAGGUCAGCAAGGAGGUACCAGAAAACUAUGGGAAAUUCCACCUUAUGAAACCAAAGGAGUGAUGCGAGCCAGUUUUUCAUCUAGAGAAGCAGAUAAUCACACAGCCUUCAUAAGAAUAAAGACGAAUGCUUCCGACAACGCGGACUUCAUCAUCCUGCCCGUGGAGGUGGAAGUGACGACAGCUCCUGGAAUCUAUUCUUCAACCGAAAUGUUAGAUUUUGGUACACUACGAACACAAGAUCUGCCAAAAGUUUUAAAUCUUCAUUUAUUAAAUUCAGGAACAAAAGAUGUACCAAUAACUAGUGUUCGACCUACACCACAAAAUGAUGCUAUAACGGUACAUUUUAAACCAAUUACAUUAAAAGCUUCAGAGAGUAAAUACACUAAGGUUGCAAGUAUUAGUUUUGAUGCAUCAAAGGCCAGAAAAACAUCGCAGUUUUCUGGGAAAAUAACUGUGAAAGCAAAGGAAAAGAGUUAUUCCAAACUUGAGAUACCGUAUCAGGCGGAAGUUUUAGAUGGUUAUUUGGGAUUUGAUCAUGCGGCAACAUUAUUUCACAUCCGAGACAGUCCUGCUGAUCCUGUGGAAAGGCCAAUUUAUCUUACUAACACUUUCAGUUUUGCGAUCCUCAUUCAUGAUGUUUUACUACCAGAAGAAGCCAAAACCAUGUUUAAAGUUCACAACUUCAGCAAGCCCGUCUUAAUUCUUCCAAAUGAGGCAGGCUACAUUUUCACCCUGUUUUUUAUGCCGUCUACAUCAUCCAUGCACAUAGAUAACAAUAUUUUACUGAUUACCAAUGCAUCUAAAUUUCACUUACCUGUGCGGGUGUACACAGGCUUUUUAGAUUACUUUGUAUUGCCACCCAAAAUAGAGGAACGUUUCAUAGAUUUUGGCGUACUGAGCGCUACGGAAGCAAGUAGCAUUUUAUUUGCAAUUAUAAACAGCAAUCCAAUUGAGUUGGCUAUAAAAAGUUGGCAUAUCAUAGGAGACGGUUUAUCAAUAGAACUUGUAGCCACAGAAAGAGGCAAUAGAACGACCAUCAUUUCAAGCCUUCCGGAGUUAGAAAAAUCCUCAUUAUCAGACCAGUCAUCUGUCAUAUUAGCUUCAGGCUAUUUUGCAGUAUUCAGAGUCAAACUUACUGCAAAAAAACUGGAAGGCGUUCAUGACGGAGCCAUACAGAUCACAACAGAUUAUGAGAUCUUAACAAUUCCUGUGAAGGCUGUGAUCGCAGUGGGUUCGCUUACUUGCUUCCCAAAGCAUAUGGCUCUCCCACCAACCUUUCCAGGUAAAAUAGUUCAUCAAAGUUUAAAUAUUAUGAACUCCUUCUCACAGAAGGUAAAGAUACAACAAAUACGUUCCUUAUCUGAAGAUGUGCGGUUUUAUUACAAACGAUUACGGGGCAACAAGGAAGACUUGGAGCCAGGGAAGAAAUCAAAGAUCGCAAACGUUUAUUUUGAUCCGGGACUGCAGUGUGGGGACCAUUGCUACGUUGGGUUGCCUUUUCUAUCCAAAUCCGAACCCAAAAUCCAGCCUGGUGCGGCCAUGCAGGAAGAUCUGUGGGAAACUGACUGGGAUUUGCACCAAAGCCUGUUCAAAGGCUGGAUGGCAAUAAAGGAAAAUGCAGGUCACAGAUUGAGUGCUGCAUUUGAAGUAAAUACAGACCUUCAAAAAAACAUAGUAUCAAAAAUCACCGCUGAGCUCUCGUGGCCCUCCAUACUCAGCUCUCCCCGGCACCUGAAAUUUCCACUUACUAAUACGAACUGCUCUUCAGAAGAAGAGAUUACUUUAGAAAAUCCCGCAGAUGUUCCUGUCUAUAUUCAAUUUAUUCCUCUGGCUUUAUAUUCCAGCCCUUCAGUCUUUGUAGAUAAGUUAUUGUCAAGGUUUAACUUGAGUAAGGCGGCAAAGAUAGAUUUGAGAACACUAGAAUUCCAAGUCUUCCGGAAUAAUGCUCUUCCACUGCAGAGUUCAGCAGGAUUUACAGAGGGCCUCUCUCGACAUUUAAUUUUAAACCUCAUUUUAAAACCCGGGGAAAAGAAAUCUGUCAAAGUGAAGUUUACUCCGGUUCACAACAGAACUGUUUCUUCACUGAUCAUAGUCAGAAACAACCUGACUGUGAUGGACGCUGUGAUGGUACAAGGGCACGGGACCACUGAGAACUUGCGAGUGGCCGGCAAGCUGCCAGGCCCUGGGAGCUCCUUACGCUUUAAAAUCACAGAAGCACUGUUAAAAGAUUGUACAGAGACUUUGAAACUAAGAGAACCAAAUUUCACAUUGAAAAGAACAUUUAAAGUUGAGAACACAGGACAGCUUCAAAUUCACAUAGAAGCCAUAGAAAUCAGUGGCUACCCCUGUGAAGGAUACGGCUUUAAAGUUGUUAAUUGUCAAGAGUUUGCACUAAGUGCCAAUGCUUCUAAGGACAUCAUUAUAUUGUUUACUCCUGAUUUCACAGCUUCUAGAGUUAUUCGAGAACUGAAGUUUAUAACGACAAGCGGCUCUGAGUUUAUCUUUAUUUUGAACGCAUCCCUUCCGUACCAUAUGUUAGCCACCUGUGCAGAAGCCCUACCGAGACCCAACUGGGAACUGGCUCUGUACAUCAUCAUCUCAGGAAUAAUGAGUGCCCUCUUCCUGUUGGUCAUUGGAACAGCCUACUUGGAAGCUCAAGGGAUCUGGGAGCCGUUUCGGAGGCGACUGUCCUUUGAGACCUCCAACCCGCCCUUUGAUGUGGGCAGGCCAUUUGACCUCAGGAGAAUUGUUGGCAUUUCAUCCGAAGGAAACUUGAACACACUCGGCUGUGACCCCAGUCAUGGCCGCGGCUUCUGUGGAGCAGGCGGCCCGGCAUCCAGACCCGGUACAGGGGGUCACAAGCAGUGCGGCACGUCAGUCCAUCCACACAGCAACCACAGCAAUAGAAACUCGGCUGACGUAGAAAGCGUCAGAUCCAAAAACAGUGCAAGUAUCUCUAGCAGGACUUCUGCACAAGCAGCUUCCUCCCAGGCAGCUAGCAAGACAAGCCCCCUGGUCUUAGAUUCAAACUCUGCGACCCAGGGCCAUACAGCAGGCAGAAAGUCCAGAGGGGCCAAACAGAACCAGCAGAGCAGCCAGCACCAUGUCCACAGCACGCUAGAGCAGCACUCCCCACCCCCACCACCGCCAGUGCCUCACCAUCCGGAGCCGCAGCCCGAGAGGCUGUCCCCUGCCCCCCUCGCACACCCGGCCCACCCAGAACGUGUCAGCAGCACAAGGCACAGCUCAGAGGACUCGGACAUCACCAGUCUCAUAGAAGCCAUGGACAAAGACUUCGACCACCACGACUCCCCGCCCCUGGAAGUGUUUACAGAGCAGCCUCCGUCGCCAUUGUCAAAAAACAAAGGGAAAGGAAAGCCUCUUCAACGCAAGGUGAAAACCCCCAAGAAGCAAGAAGAAAAGGAGAAGAAAGGGAAGGGGAAGCCACAGGAGGACGAGCUGAAAGACUGCCUGGCCGAUGACGACAGCUCCUCCACCACCACCGAGACCUCCACCCCAGACACAGACCCACUGCUCAGAGAGGAUACAGAAAAACAAAAGGGAAAACAAGCCAUGCCUGAAAAACAUGAAAAUGAAGCAGUGAAGCAAAAAAGCAAAAAGCUCUUAAAUGUUAAAAAAGAAAUCCCCACAGAUAUGAAGCCCAGUUCGGUAGAGCUACCUUAUACGCCCCCGUUGGAAAGUAAGCAACGUAGAAACCUCCCGACCAAGAUUCCGCUUCCAACUGCAUUGAUGACUGGAUCCAAGUCACGAAAUUCCCAGAAAGCGAAAGGUACAAGUAAGUUAGCGGACAGCAGGCCGCCUGCCCUCGCCAAAUUCCUCCCGAGCAGUCAAGAACUGGGCAACACGAGCAGCUCGGAGGGCGAGAAGGACUCUCCUCCCCCGGAGUGGGACUCUGUGCCUGUCCACAAACCGGGUAGCUCUGCCGACAGUCUUUAUAAACUUUCUCUGCAAACCCUCAACGCAGAUAUCUUCUUGAAACAACGCCAGACCUCACCAACACCUGCCUCGCCCUCACCUCCCGCCACCCGGGGCAGCUACAGCAGCAUCGUCAACAGCAGCUGCAGCAGCUGCCCCCCUCUGGAUCCCAACCCCUCUGUGCUCUGUCUGUCGCAGUCGAUCCUCGGCGGCACCAGCGGGCUGUGGUCGUCCACCCCGUUCAGCAGCUCCAUCUGGUCCAGCAGCCUCGGCAGCGCCCUCCCCUUCACCACUCCAGCAAGCACGCUCUCCAGCAUUGGCCUCAUGGGCACAGAGAGCCCUCCUGCCCCUCCGGCUCCUGCCACCUCAAACCCGGCUGACGACCUGGGACAGACCUACAACCCGUGGCGGAUAUGGAGCCCCACCAUCGGGCGGCGGAGCUCCGACCCCUGGUCGAAUUCACACUUUCCCCAUGAGAACUGAAAUUAGCAAACAGGAUAACAUGGGGGUGGGGGGGAGGUCAUCUAGAUCAUGACACGCCAGUUUCUGAGACAACUGUUUAAGGCUCUUACUGCCGCAGCUUCCCACUCCCCCCUCCCGCCCUCCAUCUUUGCCGCACACACUCAGCAGGGCAAGCUGUACACGCGCUUCUUUCAGAUCUGUCUCGCAGUUGUGGUCAUACAAGAUUUGCUGUUGUGUUUCCAGAGAGAAGUCUGGACGUAGCCACCACCUCUUUAACAAGACACGUACACUUGACGCAAGUCUCACACACACACACACACACACACACACACACACACACACACACCCGUUCUUUAUCUCUGUAGACACCAAUUGGACAUUACAGCUGAGGAAAGAAUUUGAGUUAAUUCAGAAGUCCUGGCAUGUGACAAUUUUAUUCAAUUACCAAGUUUGGUUUUUAAUGAUUUUGCAAUAUUAUGCACCAAGAUCUAAUUUUAAAAAUGUGUAAGGACUUUGUGCUGACAAUUCCAGAGUAUUUUUUUAAAGUAAGGCUGUCUUGGUUUAAAAGCAGAUGCCAGCAGCGUAAGUCCGCUUGCAGAGCAGGGAGUGAAUGUAAACAUGUCCGGCGAGACAUCUGCGUGUUCUGUGCUGUUUGUACUUGAGGUAUGUAACAUUUGUAUACCUGACUUUGUUUUAAAGAUGAACCGAAAUGCGCAUAGCCAAGUCUUGAGAGACGAGAUUGAAUGUGUGUUUCUUAAAAAUACAACUUUGCGUUGUACUUUGAAAUAAAUGAUGCUUUUUUCAAAAGCC
Echinops telfairi (small Madagascar hedgehog) is the source of this 5814-nucleotide messenger RNA. It is a transcript of the gene TMEM131, whose product is annotated as transmembrane protein 131. NCBI's taxonomy places the organism in Eukaryota, Metazoa, Chordata, Mammalia, Afrosoricida, Tenrecidae. The record is from RefSeq and is a predicted model, not a curated record. The transcript is spliced from 37 exons. Gene Ontology annotation, cellular component: membrane. Bases 1 to 5025 code for a protein of 1674 amino acids.